GAAAAAGAUUCCUUCUGCCAUCAGAUGUCUUUCUGCUUGACUGAACUGCACCUGUGGUCUUUGAAGAAUACCUUACACAUUGGGGAUAGAGACAUUGGCAUCUACCAGUAUUAUGACAAGAAAGAUUCAUCAGCGACAGAACAUGGUAACUUAGAGGAAAAGCAGAGACUGGCAGAAUCACGAGAUUAUCCUUGGACGCUCAAAAAUAGACGCCCAGAAAAACUUCGAGAUUCACUCAAAGAGUUGGAGGAACUGAUGCAAAACAGUCAGUGUGUGCUAAGCAAAUGGAAGAACAAAUAUGCCUGUCAGCUCCUCUUUGGUUCAGGUGUGCUGGUGUCCCUAAGCCUUUCUGGGCCACAGCUGGAGAAAGUGAUGAUUGAUAGAAGCCUAGUGGGGAAGCUCAUCUCAGACACCAUCAGCGAUGCUCUUUUCACAGAUAGUUUCAUCAUCUUAUCAUUUUUGACACAAAACAAAUUAUGUUUUAUUCAGUUUAUGAAGAAGAUGGAUUCUUCUGAUGUAAACAAAAGAUUGGAAAAACUCUCAGCCUUGGAUUAUAAGAUUUCUUAUUGUGAAAUACCUGGCCCAGUAAACAGGACAACACAGCGUCAUCUAGCCAUCAAUUGUGUUCAGGAUGUAGUUAUUUGCUGGUGGCCACUGGUCAGUGAUGAUGCAUGGCCUUGGGCCCCAAUUUCUUCUGAGAAGGACAGAGCCAAUCUGCUGCUUCUGGGUUGUGCUCAAGGAAGACUGGAGGUUCUGAGUUCUGUUCGCACAGAAUGGGAUCCACUGGAUGUUCGCUUUGGCACUAAACAGCCUUAUCAGGUGUUGACAGUGGAGCACUCCAUCAGUGUAGACAAAGAGCCCAUGGCUGACAACUGUAUCUAUGAAUGUGUUCGGAACAAAAUCCACUGUGUGUCAGUCACCAGAAUACCACUAAGAUCGAAGGCUAUCAGCUGCUGCAGGAAUGUUACUGAAGACAAACUGAUUCUGGGCUGUGGAGAUUCUUCAGUAAUUCUUUAUGAAACUCACCGUGGAGUGACUCUCUUGGCCCAGGCUGAACUUUUGCCUUCAAUAAUAAGCUGCCACCCAAGUGGUGCCAUUCUGCUAGUUGGCAGCAACCAAGGGGAGCUGCAAAUUUUUGAUAUGGCUCUAUCCCCUAUUAACAUCCAGCUCUUGGCUGAAGACCGUCUACCCAGGGAGACUCUGCAAUUCAAUAAAUUCUUUGAUGUUUCCAGUAGCCUUGUUCAAAUGCAGUGGAUAGCUCCUCCAGUUGUUUCUCAGAAGCCUGAAAGUGGGGACAUCUAUGAUCUCCUCUUUCUCAGGUUUGACAGAGGACCUUUGGGUGUGCUUUUGUUUAAACUUG
This is a messenger RNA of Castor canadensis (American beaver), 1360 nucleotides long. It is a transcript of the gene Wdpcp, whose product is annotated as WD repeat containing planar cell polarity effector. Lineage: Eukaryota; Metazoa; Chordata; Mammalia; Rodentia; Castoridae. The record is from RefSeq and is a predicted model, not a curated record. Gene Ontology annotation, molecular function: protein binding. Gene Ontology annotation, biological process: nervous system development; establishment of protein localization; cilium organization. Gene Ontology annotation, cellular component: axonemal basal plate.